Messenger RNA from Cornus florida, 906 nucleotides. RefSeq lists its product as uncharacterized. Lineage: Eukaryota; Viridiplantae; Streptophyta; Magnoliopsida; Cornales; Cornaceae. The transcript is spliced from 3 exons. The coding region runs from base 1 to 906 and encodes 301 amino acids. The record is from RefSeq and is a predicted model, not a curated record.
AUGAAUUCUGGCUGGUCUAUUCGUCAACUAGACAUUAAAAAUGCUUUUAUUCACGGGUCACUCUUUAAAGAAAUCUACAUGGUUCAACCUUCUAGUUUCAUUGAUCCGACUCAUCCUAAUCAUAUCUUCAAGUUACAUAAAGCCAUCUACGGUCUCAAACAAGCACCACCUGCCUGGUUCCAAGAAAUUAGUUCGUUUUUCCUUGCUUAUGGUUUCAUUCAAAGUCAGGCAGAUUCUUCAAUGUUUGUGUAUCGUAAAAGGUUAGCUCAGGAGUUUGAAAUCAAGGAUCUUGGCCCUUUAUAUUAUUUUUUGGGUGUUGAAGUAGUGCGUCAUCCUGAUCAUUUGCUUCUAUCGCAGACACGAUACACAUGCUUGAUUGCUCCCUCAUCUCUUAGUGUUUUUAAGUGCCGUUUGAGGCAAAACGAAGCCCACGACGAGCUCUAUGCGGUUGUACCAACAAUUUCAGUUUUGGUGUUCAUUUGUGCAUUCGAGUUUAGAGACCCACUUUCAAGGGUUUUGUUCAAUUUAGAGGGUCGUUACGACACAUUAGACUUACUUUGCCGUAGUAAUAUGAUUGAUUGUAAACCAUGCACUACGCCGAUCUCUGCUCGUAUGCACAUGUCUGCUUUUGAUGGGGCUUCUUUGUCAGAUCCGUCUGAGUAUCAUCGUUUGGUCAGUGCAUUACAAUAUCUCACUCUUACAUGGCUAGAAAUUUCCUUCGCCGUGAAUCAUGCAGCUCAGUUUAUGAGUCACCCUCAAGAACCACAUUUGGCUGCUGUAAAAAGUAUACUUCGCUACUUGAAAUGGUCUUUUGGGCACGGGAUAUCCUUUCAAUAUUCACCCGGUGCUAUUCAUCUUAUUGCCUUCUCCGAUGCUGAUUGGGCAGGUUGUCCCGACAAUCGUUGA